AUGGCGUACGACGGGUACCGCAGCUCGUUCGAUGCGCCUGGUUUCAAUCCCAAUACCACCAGCAGCACCAGCAACAACUACGGAGCCAACAGCAACGGUAGCAGUGUCAAUAGCAAUAUCAACAGUAACAAUCGCCCGAAUGCAGCGUAUCCUGGCUUCCUGCAGCCAUCGUAUGGAGAGUAUCCAGUCGAGCAGGAUACACCACCAGCUGCGCUUCCCCCGCCACCACCACCACCACUACCGCAGCCACAGCCGCAGCAAGCACCAUACCAAGGAACAGACUAUCACGAGCAGUCGACUUUCUAUCCCCCACCUACUGGCCAUCUUCCCCAACACGGAGAUGCUCUGAAACAACCGUUUUCAACCACGGCUCCACGGCCGGGACCAGUACAGCAGCCGCCACCUCCCCCGGUACCUGACCCAAACUAUCCAUCGCCAGACCUGAUAGCACAGGUCACAGCAGCAGUUAUACAACAGCUUAGGGCCGCGAAUACAGUAAACGUUCCUCCUCCCCCGCCGCCUCCUCAACAUCCUUCACAGCAAGGCUACCAGCCUCCAACUCCCGCUCUAUCGAGUUCAAGCUACAACAGACAGAGUCCGAACCCGAAUGCUCUCAGUCCCAGUGUCACCACAAGCCCGAACAUACCGCUUCCACCCCCUAAUUCAGGACAACCUGACCUCUCUAAUGCGCCAACUCAGUCAACUUAUCCUCCCCCUAUCCCGUCCAAGGUUGAUGGAAAUGCGUACAACAGCUCCAAGGCACAAAAUCAUGACAGUGCUCAUCCACCACCCACUUCUCCCGGCGUAGAGAAAGCGAGAGGUUCUUCUUUCGGCUUGUUUAAUAGCGCUCAGGAAGGCAAUACCCGUUCCAAGGGGCCCUCCAAGCUUUCGACGGCCACGGACGAGACUACAUUAGAGAAGAUAUGGGGGACACUUUUUGAUAAGGAUGAUUUGCCUACCAGUCGGACCGGGCAGCUCUUGCGGGGCAUUGCGCUGCAUAUGAUUGAAAACUAUCCACCCGGCAAUACUCUGGUCAUCACGUCCGAGAAAAUGCAAAAGUUUUACAGUGACCACAGUGUACCUUCAGACACAUACCCAUGGCAAGAGCACCACCUCAUCCAAAACGAGCUUGAUGAGCGUCCCGACCUUCCCGGCCUGACUCCCCGCGGCUUUGAACGCUGGAUGUCAAUGAUGAUUCAAGCACAUCCAGAGCGAGAGUUCGAGCGCCUUCAGUGUGUUGUGCAGAAUAUGCCUAUCAGUAACCCAGAUGAUAAAAAGGAACGGUUCCCCAAAGAAAUACCCAGGCGACUGUUCCCGAAACUAGCAGAUUAUGAUAUCAAGGAGACCCUUGAUCGAUGGAUUAUUACUCACUGCCAUGUCGAAUUAAUGCAGGGUAUGCUCGGAGGGCCUGGUAUACGCCAUCCUCGCGCCAAGUCAAGCGUGGAUAAUACAUCGACCGGUCUUCCAUCACGGCCGGGAAGCACAGAUAUACGGCAUAAACAGUUUCCACCACCCGCUACAGUCGAGGAUGCCCCUGAUGAAGAUGAUGACCAUGUUAUCGUUGCUAGCGCUAACACAGAGGCGCCACCAGUGCAGCCCAUCGAACGGGAGCGCAAACCAUACAGCAUGUCAGGAUGGAGCAAAGGGCAUCGAGAGGACACGAGCCCACAUCCUACCACAAGUACUACCGCCAGUACGAGCUCACGCCACCCAGACACCAGUUCCGGAGUUAAUUCUAACAGGAAACAGCACGUUGUCGUCUACGACGCCGAUGAUGAUAAUGAUCUGUUGAGUUCACGCUCAGAUAUCGACUCCAAGUACUCUACUUCCCAUCACGGACAUGCACACGCACAUCCCCAUUCCCACUCGCAUGGACAUUCAAAUACCUAUGAUGACUCUAAGCGGCAUCAUGGGCGGGACAGAGAUAGAGACAGAGAUCUGGAUUGGGAAGGGGACAGGGACCGUGGUCGAAGGUCAUGGGGCAGCGAUGAGGAGUUCUACCGCAGUCCAACCUCAGAUAGGGAUAAAGGGAGGAGGAGAGGGGAAAGUCGAGGCCAUUUAUCCAACUAUGAUAAGUUUUGGGAAUAUCAGUAG
Molecule: messenger RNA, 2094 nt
Organism: Microsporum canis CBS 113480
Lineage: Eukaryota; Fungi; Ascomycota; Eurotiomycetes; Onygenales; Arthrodermataceae
Product: hydroxyproline-rich glycoprotein DZ-HRGP
Exons: 3
Coding region: 1-2094 (697 amino acids)
Source: RefSeq, a predicted model, not a curated record